UACAGUGUGUUUGCUCAACACAAUUCAACUCACUCAAAACCCUAAAACACACACAAACAAAACAAUCAAAAUGAAGAAACCUUCAGUGACCCCUUUUCUCAUCACUCUCCUGUUGGCUGCAGCUGUCUGCACCCACGGCAAAGAAGAGGUGAAGGACUCCAACGGAAAUCCAGUUAAGAUCGGUGCAAAAUACUUCAUCCAGCCGGCUAAGAGCAACGGCGGUGGUCUUGUUCCAGCCGCCAUUAGCGUACUUCCGUUUUGUCCACUUGGCAUCACCCAAACACUUCUUCCGUACCAACCGGGCCUGCCGGUUAGCUUCGGAUAUUAUCCACCUUUCGUCGGCACAGACUACAUUGUCACAUCUACCACUAUAAACGUCAAGUUCGAGUCCGACAUCUGGCCUGUAUGCAACGAGUUUUCCAAGUUAUGGGCAGUCGAUGUUUCCUCAUCCGCUGCCAAGGAGCCUGCCAUUAUCAUCGGUGGUGAACGUACGGCCCCAAAUAGCUUGUUUAAGAUAGAAGAAGCUACAGGAGCACACACUUACAAGUUGACCACCUCGUCUGGAACCGUUGGAACCAUCCCAGGGGCUUGGUUAAGUGCACCACAGCUACUUGUCACCAAUGAUGAGGCUAAGACCUUAUUCGUCAAGUUCGUGAAGGUUGAUGAUGAUGCUACUAAGGCUACUGCUACUACUACUUCUCGUGUUGAGAAGUUAGGUCUAAGGAUGUUCCCAUUCUACUAGUCAAGAUCAUGUAAUGUAAAAAGCCUGAGACUCGUCCAUGGCCAAAAAUAAUGGGUUGAGAUAAUUCCCGCACGUAUGCAUGUGAACUCGUCUUUACUUUCAUAUUAAAUCAAAUAAGUUUGUGUUUCCGGCGCUU
This is a messenger RNA of Brassica rapa (field mustard), 878 nucleotides long. RefSeq names its product kunitz trypsin inhibitor 2. The record is from RefSeq and is a predicted model, not a curated record. Gene Ontology annotation, molecular function: endopeptidase inhibitor activity. NCBI's taxonomy places the organism in Eukaryota, Viridiplantae, Streptophyta, Magnoliopsida, Brassicales, Brassicaceae.